Neoarius graeffei (lesser salmon catfish) is the source of this 1660-nucleotide messenger RNA. RefSeq names its product P2Y purinoceptor 13-like. Gene Ontology annotation, molecular function: G protein-coupled purinergic nucleotide receptor activity. Gene Ontology annotation, cellular component: membrane. The transcript is spliced from 2 exons. Lineage: Eukaryota; Metazoa; Chordata; Actinopteri; Siluriformes; Ariidae. The record is from RefSeq and is a predicted model, not a curated record. The coding region runs from base 111 to 1121 and encodes 336 amino acids. Gene Ontology annotation, biological process: G protein-coupled receptor signaling pathway; negative regulation of adenylate cyclase activity.
UUCCUCACCCAGACAGUUAUCUGAUCUUGCUUCAGAGAAGAUGCCUUAGAUGAACAAGUAAUACAAAUGACACAAGGGCACUUUUACAUACUCACACUCUAAGAGGGUUAAUGAUGGCUUCAAAUGGAACCCAAACUCUAAAUACAUCUUGUCCAGAUUGUGGAAUUCAUCAAAAAGCAUGGGGAAUCGCACUUCCCAGUCUCUAUUUCAUGAUUUUCCCUCCUGCUCUUGUGCUGAACCUUACAGUAGCUUGGAUAUGUUUACACCUCCAGGCCAACUCUAGUUUCAUGGUGUACCUGAAACACUUGGUGGCAGCUGACCUCCUCAUGACCUUGACCUUCCCUGUUCGAGCUGCCAGUGAACUCUCAGGAGCCUCUCCAGGGCUGCAUGCUUUCGCCUGCCGAUUCUCAAGUGUCUUCUUCUACCUAGCCAUGAACAUGAGUGUGAUUCUGAUGGGACUCAUCAGCCUUGAUCGCUAUUUAAAGAUUGUGAGAUCUGGAGGAAGUCUUCUGUGUCAGAACCUGUUCUUGACUCAUGUCCUGUCAUUCACUUUCUGGUUUGUGUUGAUUGGCUCUAAUACAUUACCGAUUAUUUUCACAACGAACCAAGACCCUACAAAUAUGACUGGAGAGUUCUGCAUGGCCAUGAAAAGUGAACUAGGACUUUAUUGGCAUGAGGCAGUCAUCAUUGUCGCCAAAGUGAUUUUUUGGACAGUAUGCAUUGUAAUUGUGUUUUGUUACAUCUGCAUUGCUAAGACAGUUCUGGAGUCAUAUCAAAGGUCUCGUGGCAACAACGACAAGCGGAAGCGUAAAGCAAAGCUUCGGGUUUUUCUUAUUCUUAUCGUAUUUCUUAUCUGUUAUGUGCCUUACCACUCUAUCCGAAUACCUUAUACUUUAUUACAGAUUAAAAGCAAUUGCUCAUGUGCCAGGGUUUUCUUUAAAAUUGCUAAGGACUUAACCCUCUGGCUCUCAGCUCUAAAUGUAUGCCUGGAUCCCUUGAUCUACUUUUUUCUCUGUAAGGCCUUCAGGGAAAAGUUUUGGGACAUGUGUGACCUUAAAAGACUCUUUCCAUCCUUUGGAAAAAACAGUGAUACAUGCCAGUCCUCGGAAACUUCACUCUAAGCUGAAGGCAAAAGCAAUGGACCUUUUUUUUUUAACAAUUACAAUUUAAAGCAAGCACUGGUGAUUUCAUGUUGUACAGCUGCAAACUGUGAAUGUGUGCUACUCUUUGUAAAUACCUGCCAUGACAUUACAGUGUGUAAUGCAUUUCUGCAGAACACUGAUAGUUCAAUGGUGUUGAAACCACAUCGAAAGCUAAAACUGUGCACAGGUUCACAUUAGAGACCAAAACAUAUCUCCAUAUGCAUCAAAGUCUGUCAUGAUAUAAAUAAUACAGCAAUUUUGCAACAUUUUGUAAUUAAUUCAUAAUGUUUUUAUUAUAAAUUUUUAUAUUGGACUAAAGGUCUAAGGCCUGAUCUGCGGUAUGUGUGGAAAACUGAUCCAGUGAAAAAAACAGUUUAGAAACAAAUAUUGUAACAUUUGCUUGCUAAUAUAUGAGUUCAUAUGCAAUAAUAAGUGUGUAAUUGUGUUUAGUUUGAAUUAAGACCUACUUUUAUUUGCAAUGCAUGAAAUAUCUACAAUAAAGUUUUAUUAUUACUAAA